AAAUUAGCCCAUAUACAAAUUUAUCCACCCCACCCCCCAUUUAUUUUGGGCGAAACCAUCAGCAGCAAGCUCUGGAAAAGUUUAAAAUCAAACGGCCAAACCCUCACAAAACCCUCGCCUAUCCUCCCCGUUGAAUCCAAUUGAUAUCACAAUUAGCGAAUUAACAGCAAAUCGAAUCGUAUUAAACCCUAGAAACACUUUAUAUGGCCAAGGCCGAGAAGAAGGGCACUGUAACAUCACUCGCCUCACUCUUCCCCCCAGACGAAGCUCGCAAAGCCUCGCAGCGCGUUCUCGACACGCUCGUCGAGCACGAGAGAGAGCUUCAUCAGCUCAACCAGUUCGUCUCCGAUAACAACAAUGUAAUCGACCUUGUUCAGCGACUUCCCGAACAGCUUCACCACGAUAUUAUGGUUCCGUUUGGUAAGGCGGCUUUUUUUCCCGGGCGUAUAAUUCAUACUAAUGAGUUCAAGGUUCUCUUAGGAGAAAAUUACUAUGUCGACAGAACAUCUAAACAGACGACUGAGAUUUUAAAGAGAAGAGGAAACACUUUACAAUCACAAGUGGAUUCGAUUAAAGCUGUAAUGCAAGAUCUCAAGGCUGAAGCUUCAUUUUUUGAUGCAACAGCCUCUGAGGCUGCAGAAGGUCUUGUAGAGAUACGAGAAGACUAUAUCGAGGAAGCUUCUUCAGAAACUGUCUCACAUGCAGACAUGAAGACUGCAGAUGAAGAUGAAGAAUAUGCUCGUCUAUUCUCCAGAAUGGAUGAGCUUGAGAAAGAAGAACUUGAGGCUGAAAAUGGUGAUGAAUGUGAGUCAGAGGAUGGUGAUGUGAAAGACCUCGGAAAUCAGGUUUCCUUGGAUAACAGAGUAAAGAAUUUAGAGCAUGAAGCUUCGAAGGUUCAACCUGCAUCCAAAGUUUUACCUCGGACAAGUGAACAUUCAAAGGUUCAACCUGCAACCAAAGUUUUGCCUCACAGUAGUGAACGUUCAAAGCUUCAACCUGCACUUAAAGGUGGACCGCAUAACACACAUACAGCUAUGAGCAAACCAAGUAUAUCUGACAAGGAACAGAGAAUCCAGCUGCAAACCACACCUACAAAUGAGGGAUCUGUUCGUCCUACUGAAGCGGACUUUGAUGGUAGCAAGGCUUUUACAGGUUCAAUUGUGGAGCACACACACAACACAGACAGUAAUCUAAGAGGACAGUCUAAUUCCAGCAAAAAGACAGUUUCAAGAUUUAAGAUGCAAAGAAUGCAGCAUUGAAAGUGUCCAAGCAUAUUUGGUGGACAUGUGCUGGUUGCUGAUAGCAUUAAGUUUUAUAACUACUGUAAUAGCAAUUUGGACAGUACUUUCUUUGUGCAAAACUUUGGGGGCGUUUGUGGGUGGAAAUGAGAAUCGGGAUUGAGAAUGAGAUAAUGGAGGGUAUGAGAAUGGGUAUCCAUGAGCUGUGAAGGGAAUGAUUAUCCCCUAAAUGAGAAUGAUAACGAGAUUCCCAUUUUGCUAAUCGAUACAUCAACACAUGUGUUUGAGAUUUUCA
Messenger RNA from Daucus carota subsp. sativus, 1533 nucleotides. RefSeq lists its product as uncharacterized. Gene Ontology annotation, biological process: negative regulation of transcription by RNA polymerase II; negative regulation of phosphatase activity. Gene Ontology annotation, molecular function: chromatin binding; phosphatase inhibitor activity; transcription corepressor activity. The transcript is spliced from 9 exons. The record is from RefSeq and is a predicted model, not a curated record. The coding region runs from base 204 to 1259 and encodes 351 amino acids. Lineage: Eukaryota; Viridiplantae; Streptophyta; Magnoliopsida; Apiales; Apiaceae.